GCCAUCACCGUCACCGUCGCCGCCGCCAUGGCUCAGUACAAGGGCACCGCGAGCGAAGCGGGCCGCUCCAUGCACCUGAUGAAGAAGAGGGAGAAGCAGCGCGAGCAGAUGGAGCAGAUGAAGCAGCAGAUCGUGGAGGAGAACAUCGUGAAGUCUAACAUUGACAAGAAGUUCUCGGCACACUAUGACGCCGUGGAGGCAGAGCUCAAGUCCAGCACCGUCGGUCUUGUGACCCUGAAUGAUAUGAAGGCCAAGCAGGAGGCACUGGUGAAGGAGAGGGAGAAGCAGUUGGCCAAGAAAGAGCAGUCGAAGGAGCUGCAGCUGAAGCUGGAGAAGCUACAAGAGAAGGAGCACGAGAAGGAGGCCAAGCGGAAGAUCUCCAGCCUGUCCUUCACCCUGGAGGAAGAGGAGGAGGUAGGGGAUGAGGAGGAGGACGCCGCUGUAUACAAGGAGGAGCUGGAGAGGGAAGAGGUCACCACAAAGAAGAGGAAAUUGGGGAAGAACCCCAAUGUGGACACCAGCUUCCUGCCUGACCGGGACCGUGAGGAAGAAGGGAACCGGCUCCGGGAAGAGCUGCGGCAGGAGUGGGAAGCCAAGCAGGAGAAGAUCAAGAGUGAGGAGAUCGAAAUCACCUUCAGUUACUGGGAUGGCCCUGGGCACCGGUGGACAGUCAAGAUGAAAAAGGGCAACACGAUGCAGCAGUUCCUGCAGAAGGUGCUGGAGAUCCUGCGCAAAGACUUCAGCGAGCUCAGGUCGGCGGGGGCGGAGCAGCUUAUGUACAUCAAGGAGGACUUAAUCAUUCCCCACCACCACAGCUUCUAUGACUUCAUUGUCACCAAGGCACGAGGGAAGAGUGGGCCGCUCUUCAAUUUUUACGUUCAGGAUGAUGUGCGGCUGCUCAGUGAUGCCACUGUGGAGAAGGAUGAGUCCCACGCAGGCAAGGUGGUGCUGCCGAGCUGGUAUGAGAACAAGCACAUCUUUCCCGCCAGCUGCUGGGAGCCCUAUGACCCUGAGAAGAAGUGGGACAAGUACACGAUCCGGUGA
This is a messenger RNA of Neomonachus schauinslandi (Hawaiian monk seal), 1044 nucleotides long. RefSeq names its product protein FAM50A-like. The transcript has a single exon. Bases 28 to 1044 code for a protein of 338 amino acids. NCBI's taxonomy places the organism in Eukaryota, Metazoa, Chordata, Mammalia, Carnivora, Phocidae. Gene Ontology annotation, biological process: chromatin organization. Gene Ontology annotation, cellular component: nucleus. The record is from RefSeq and is a predicted model, not a curated record.